AUGUGUGUCCUUGGCUGUAUUCUUAUUCACCUUGUCUCUCUGUGUAUUAGGAUCAGAGCCUUGGAGGAGACGCAGGCGAAAGGCCACAGGGGAGGAUGCCGAGAGGGCGAAGCAGCGGCAGACAGCAGCCCGUUGAGCGAAGUUGAGGCGGCGGUGGACGAGCAUCAGCGGCGUCUGGCCCUGGCCUGUCCGCCUGUGGUGACGUACGGGACAUACCGUGGCCAGGGGGACAAACGCAGGAUGAGGCGGAGGCACCAGUUGCAGGUAGAAUGCCCCACCUCAGGUGUGGAGGGCAGCCCCUUGGGUGGGGUGACACCCUCCACUUUAGAACUUGCCAUUUCAAAGCAGAGGGACAUUCAGACUGUAUCGACCAAUCAGAUUGGAGCUCCAACCUCAGAAACCAAUGAGCGAGGAGCUUGGACUUCCGAAACAGACUCCGCUGUUUUGGGUCCAACUGGACCUGAGUCUAGUCACAUUCCACUAACAACACAUACAGCAGAAAGGGCUGGGAGUCAAAGUGCCUUCCCUUUACUCGGAGAGACAGACCUGGCUACUGUAGGAGGCCAGGCCAACGAUUCUCUCUCUGGGGUUGGAUCCGUCACAGGCCCCCCUCCUGCACCCACAGAGGACUCUGCUGAUGCCGGGACUAGUACAGCAGUCAGUGAGACCCACAGUGUAGAGCAGAGCCCACGGGAUAAAAUUACUCAUACGGAGAUGGCCAGCGAGGACACUGACAGGGACACAGACGGGGACAGAGACACAGGGCUGAGUGAGCAGACAGAAACCUUAUCUGCACACUGUUUUCAGACUGGGUCACCUUCAUUUGCUGCUGCUGCUGCUGCUGCGUGGCCAGGCGCCGGGGGGACUGCACAGCACACACAUCUGCCUGCCGCUGUUUCCGAUGGAGAUGGAGGCCAGCUGGCUCCGCAUCCCAUUUCACCUUCUGCCUUGCUUUUAUCAGCGACCGAAAGCCAGGGACUCAUGCCAGCAACCAGGCACUCAGAUUCUGGUGAUGCACUGAAUUCAGGCCCUGGUGCUGGACUGCACUGCUUUGAGUCAGGGAAGGAGGAGGGGGACGUUGGUCCUCCAGACGAUCUGUUUGAGGAGGCCCUUCAUUUGGAGUCUAAAAUGAUGGUGGAUAACAUUCUGAUUAAUGCUCUAGCGGCCCUGGAGAAAAUCGAAUCCUCUGAGGAGGAGGGUAAAGUGAUCCAGAAGGCCAGUGAGGAGACUUACCUGGUCCUACCCGUAGGCAGAGAGGAGGAGGAGGAGGGUGUGGAUCGGUCCUUCGAGCCAGAUAAGCUGGAGGAGGUAGGGCCUUCAGAGACAGGGGAUGACAGACACCCAUCAGCCAUCCCGGCAGAACAGACUCUCUCAUUAAACCCCAACCCUCUGGCGGAGGGCCCCAGGUCCACCCCCUCCUCGGGGUACGAGUCUAUCGCAGGCUCGGACACUGACAUCAGGAGCAGCCCUGGGCCGGCCUGUGAGAGCAGUGCCCCAACCAUCGGUGUCUCAGACCACAGGCAGGGAGAACACUGUGCCGAGGGGACCCAAGGCACUGGUCACCAGCUACUUGUCAAAGGUCAACGGCUAAUGGAUGCUAAAGCUAAUGAGCAGCCGCAAGGGGAAGAGGAUUCCCAGCUAAAUGAUCCUAUUGAAUCUGUAUACAGUGGCGAUAAGCACCAGAGAGAUGUGUUGCCUCUCUUGGGCGGUGGAGUGUCCUUAGAGAAACCAGGUCUCUAUGGUGAUGACGGAGAUAUUAUUCAAGUAAUGAGAGCGAGUCAUGAGUAUGAGUCUGUCUCAGGGAAAACUAAUGAAAACAAAGAUCAAGUGCUCGGCACUUUAGGGGACAAUGGUUGUAACGAGGUGCUAGGCGUUAAAGGAACACAGGUCGGAGACGGCGCAGUCCACGUAGCCAAAGAUGAUAUCGAAAGCAAUAGACAUAGUCCUAAACAAGACUGUAAUGCUCAAUAUGGUCAUGUUUCUGUGUCCAAUACCUCGGAAAGUCCCAAUAAGCUCAACAGCACUCUGAAUGACAAUACUUACCUGAGAAACCAAACAGCAUUUCCUGAGCCUGAUCUGCUUAGGAAAAGUUCCAAAUAUGAAGCUAAGGGCAAUUCUGAGGCAGACCUCAUGUCAGUCAGACCAAAACACACCCACAACUCACUAGAACCAUCUCAAGUCAGACAUGCUAUAAGUCAGAAGCCUAUUGCCUGUAUAACUCUUUAUGAUGAAGGCCAAGAGAACGGUCCUGAAAUAACAUUGAAAGUUCCUCAGACUGAGACCAAUGGGCUGAAUGACAUCCCGGUCAGUGGGGAUCAAAGCUUAGUACUGGUUGAGACUUACUUAGCCUCUGUGUUCUCAGAGGGCUCUGACUCUGGGGGUGAAGAAGAUGAGGCUGACAGCAGACCAACAGGCACCAUCAGCGUGGACCCCUCUUUUUCAAGGAGACUUCCCAAGGACCUGAGCACCUCAGAGGGCCUUGUGUCUAAUUCAGCCCCUGACUCCAGUAACGAGGACAGGCCACAGUGGAGCUCGGUGAGCGCGUAUCGAUGCGACGUCUCUCAGCAGCAGCAGAGUCAGGACUCAGAGACACCGGGACACAGUGGUGCAGGUUCAUCAGCAGCAGCUGUGGCAGGGUUUCACCAGGACCUGGGCAUCAGGCUAGCUGGGCUCCAUACUACAGGAGGCCGGAGAGCCCCAGGCCUGGAACCUCUCCUCCCCCUCCUCCCCGUCCCCCAGCUUGCCUUCCACGACAUGGAGACGAGUGGUUUCUCCAUCAUCGACGAGGAGGAGGAGACGGAUGCGGUGUUCGUCAAUGACACAGGCCCCAUGCUGAGCCCCACGGCGCGGCGGGUCAAGGCCUACCCUUUCUCCCUGUCUCCCAUCGUGGAGGAGGACAGUCUUCGUGGCGAGGAGGUGGCGGAGGGGGGCCUGUCGCAGGAGGACAGGGGCCUCAUGGUGCCCCCAGCCACAGAGGAGCUGAGGAGUCUGAGUGGAGGUGUGGGGAUGGAGCAGGUAGCCUCAUCCUCCUCUUUGUCCAUCCUGUCCCUGCUGCAGUCAGUCAGCGAGCGCCUGCAGUCCAGCGGCUACUCCGACACAGACGCAGGCUCAGAGGAGCCCUCCACCCCUCCUCUACGGCGCCCCCUAUGGGACUUUUUCAACAGGGGCCAGGCGGAGGCUGAGGAGGGGGAUGGCCAGGGAAUGGAUGGAGACCAAAGCAGCAAGCAGGAGGGCCCAAGCUCUCUGACACUUCCUACUGAUUUAUUCACUAUGGGACCUCGAGAUGGGGAUCCAACGAAGGACGUGAAGAAUCUUUCCACCCCUCGGAUUACAAUCCAAAAGCCUGCAGAUUCACCCAUGUAUCAGUAUUUGAAAUCAGUGCAGCCAGUGUUGCCAGAGCCUGACAAUGACAACAGUAAACAUCAUGCCAAACUCGUUCCGUGCCUCAGUGAUAACAACUGUUCAUCAACAGCAACUGACAUGGUAAGUUCAACAGCAACUGACAUUUUUAUUCAAUAAUAUUAUAUUAAAAGCUAGUUAUGCAGCCUGACAUUUAGAACUAAUAUAUGUUAAUAUUUGACCCCUGUUGAUAUCAUUUCAGGGGGGAAAUUGGAGUUAUGGGAAGGUCAUCCCAAGGCCUACGCUGGUGAGAUCACAUGUAUUACAUGAGUCCUCUACUUUCUCACUGUCGUGCUAAUUUCUGAUCUCAUCUUAAUGACUGUCUUAAUGUUUUAGGCAGUCUGCCUCCUAAUUGCUGUGCUGCUGAAUAGAUUGGAGAUGCCAGACUGCCUUUGAGCUGGACAGAACAUUUCUCUUUCAUUAGUUAAUGAUACCUCAGGCUGCAGAAAGUAGGGCAGCAACUCAUCUUUUCAGUUGAAUCUCUUCCUAAGGCCUGUCAUAAAUGGAGAUGAGAUUGCGAUUAUGCAACAGCCUAUUAAUUGUUGUAAAAGGCUAUCUCAUCUGCUGUCGAGGGCUGUAGUUUCUCAGAAUCUGUACAGAGGAGUGUGGAUCUCUUCUAAAGCACUAUAAUGAUAGUCUACAGCCUUGAGAGCUGAAUGCAACAGUGAGUCAGGAACUUGGAGCACAAUCACAUUAAUAUUCCUGUGGUCUAGCACUGUAUAUGUCAAUUGUUUUAUCCAAACCAAGCAAAUCAGGAAUGGGUUUUUCCUACAAACAACUUGUAUGCGGUUUUACAUAGAUUAUGAAGCUUAUAGGCUCACAACACAGGCAGUGAACAAAGCACUGAGUGCCAGGGGUUUUGUCUGCAUUGUUGUUUCACACAAUCACUAAUGGAAUUGCUUUGCAACCGCACAACCACGGUUUUCUGUUCUAUUAGCCGCGUUGAAAAAGUAUUUGUUAUCAAGGAGGAAACAAAGGGAGCAAAGCAGCAAAACUAUCAAGACUUGGAAUUAAAGCAGUAUGAAAGCAGGCAGAGUCUCGUAGGCUGUUAGGAGUGAAAAAAAAUGAAAAAACACAGGGUGUUAAUUAUAGAAGAGGCUGUGCUCUAUAAUGACUGCUUGGGGCAUCUUGUGGGCUGGUUAGGGGAUUAACGACACCCUUCCCUCCUCCUUGGCCCCCCCUCCUCUCUCCCUUUCUGUCAUCAGAAAUGUGUUGGGGGCCUCAGGCAUAGUCACUCAGCACCAAUGUUACCUCAUAUUUCUUGGGGUAUUGAGCAAAUUUCAGGUCUGCUGAGCGCAAACUUGGACGUUGUGAAAAUUCUGUGCAACUUCCGGUGCCCGUUUACUGUGAACACUGAGGCUGUACCCGCUUGAAGUUCUAGUUUUAACAGUGGCAAAGUAGGCAACUGUGGCUAUUUGAUCAUAAUCUAAGCCUACCAGAGUGGGCUACCAUUAAAAGACAAUGGAGAAAAUGCAUCCCAUAACAUUUUAACAUGGAAAUAGCAGUUAUAUUAUUCAGCCUACAGUAGCAGCCAAUGUGUGGUGUUCAAUGUAGGCCUACAUUCCAUUAGUCUUUUUUUCCACUUGUCCUUCAGACAAUGAGGUGACUGAAAAUGUUGUUGUAUUGUGUUUGAUGCAAGAAACCACAUUACAAAAUAAAAUUCAUUAUUAUUCCCAUACCAUUAUUAAUGUAACAGAGAUUCAGACAAAAUGUAUGCUACCCUCUGCUGUCUCAAAAUACAACACUGCCCCUUUUAAAGACAUAAAUAAAAAAUAUAAAGUUCUUUACUUGACACAUUUUUCAAAGAUGGCUAGAAGUGUACACGUUUUGUGCUCAUGUAGGAAGCAAUCACUCCCCCAUUGCUGACCAGAAAUUAGCUAUAACUGGGCUAAUGCAGCUACAUGCAGCUCUCGCUUUGAUCUCAAAACAAGCACAUCUACUCGCGACCACUUGUGCCUGUCAAUGCAAUAGAAUCCUACUCCGAUGCACUCUGCAAAAUCUUUUACGUAGUUAGUUUUGCAUACUAAGGGUGGAUUUACUUUAGUAAAAUAUGUCUAGUGAGAUCUAUCGCUUUUCACCAUCAGAUUAGCAACUUUUCUGUUCACACUAACCUUGGAUGUGAUGUGUCCAAAGCCACAUUCCUGCUUCAUGUGUGAAUGCAGCUAUUAGCAUACUGUAAAUACCAUAGUAUAUAGACAAACAAAAUAAAGAUACUGUAGUAAUUCAAACCAGGGGUUGGAACCGGUUCAGGGAACAGAACCGAGAACCAGAAAAUAACAAACAUUUUCGAGGAACAGAAUCAGAACCGGGAACUGUUCGGGAACAGAACCGUUAUUUUAAAAGCAUGGAAACCGGUUAAUAACGUUAUUUUAUGUUUCUGUUAUUUUUUUCCAGUCCCACAAAAAAUGCAACAAAGCACCUAUGCAAAGCCCUCACUCUGUCACUCAGAAACUUCUUCCAGUGUCUGCCUGCCAGCUGAACAUCUUUGCCAGUGUGUGUGCGUGUGUAGGCUACCUGCCCCUCCCCCUCUGAAGCAUAGUCUACUGUAGCCUACUGACAUUACAAGCGUGAUUCAGAAAUUAGGGAGCAAUAUUUUUUAUUAGAGAAGAAUGGAUUAACUUUUUCAGUGCUAUUUAAGGAUACUAGAGUUAUCACGUUUCACAUUGGAUUUAUUAAUUAAUUAUUUAAAAAUAAUAAUCUGAUGCCGCUCUGCACAUACAAGCUUGUUAGCUAUCUAGCUAGCUAGCUCUGGUCCAACGUUAAGCCAUCUCUCUGAAGUUGAAAGACAUUCAAAGUUCCUUCAUAAAAUCCACUCCUCCGUAGGUAUAAUUAUGAAGGCCUAAUUCAAAUAAUGCAUGUCAUAACAAGAUGCCCAGCGCUUCAAGCCAUGCUGCCUCAAUCCCAAUUCCCAAAGUAGAGGGAAACGUUGAUAGUGUUAACUAACAGGAAAGCCUCUAAAUUGAGUGAAGGUCAAUCUUGUUCUUCUUUGCGCGGGCUGGUAUUUCUUCUGCAUUGCAGUCCCGGGGGAGCUGCACAUUGCUCAGCACCCUGCUCCAUGCUGGAAACCCUUUUCCUCAGGCUUUUAAAACCUGACUGUUCACUCGCACCAAGCUUGCUGUAAUAAUAUAAUUAUGAAAACAACACCCAACCACCACAGUUCAGCUGUCACACAAAUAUGAUCUAACUUUGAAAAACAUUGAAUUAUUGUAUGGUUCCCAUGUAUUGAGUCAAUAAAUCAAAUUCAGUUUAAAGAUCAUUUGCGGAGGUUGACUGUCAGAUUGUAUCUAUUUUACCAUAUAUUUAGCCUACAUGUUGCUGUAUGUUUCCUAAUGACGUACUCUGUUUCUCCAGAUGAGCAUCUAUGAUGGUGUGACGUUCUCUGGGGAGAUGCGGGAGAUCCACAGAGACCAGGAGGACUCUGGGAUGGUGUUUCCGCAGGGUGCCUCGGUGCGAGUCCUGGGAGGAUGGUAAGAGGACCUUUAGAGCAAGUGGACUUCUUUUAAGGUUGCUUACUCCUUAAACAGAAGGGAUGCUCUUUAUGAGGUUAUAGAUCAGUCUUUGAAUGACCAACAGUCUGGGCUUCCAGAAGUAGUUCUGUCGGACCAAGGCUUAGAGUUUGUUGAAGCAGGUAGCUGAAAAUCUGUCAAACUUGUAUUAAGUCCCCUGUAAAAUAGCCCACCUGGAUCAGAAUGAGCCAGCCUUUCUGUAGCGUCAUCCUCUGCUUUGGCCUUAUACCCCUGUCUCAUCCACUCCCUGCCUUACUCAUGCACUCUCACGGAAGAAGGGCCUUAUUACUGAACAUGAGGCUUAGGACUUUUAGCUUAUGUCAGAACAGAACAUCUUGUUUGAGACUCCAUAAUGUUCCUUCCAACUGUGUUGGGGGGGGGGGUUAAUCUCCUGGGCUGGCUGUGACAGACAGUAAUUGGGUAACUCAUCGCUGUUCGCUCCCAUUAAAAAGGCCUGUCUGCUGAUGAAUCUGCCCUCGCCAGACCUUAAUGUGUUACAUUUUCCAUCAUAAUGCCACAAGCUGCUCUCUGCCCCACUCACAGUGUGAGGUAGCACUAUUAAUCAUAAGGAUUACAUAAUAAACCACACAAACACUGCCAUCACUGGGAAUCAAGGCCUCGUCCAAGUUUGAGAUCUUGAGUUCUUCUCCUUGGCGUCAUCACUAUUUGCUACUUAAAAAGUGAAUGGGGAUGUUAUGAGCAUUACAGAUACUUUUUUUAAAUUCUCAAAAUAAGUAUUAUUAUGUAUUCAAUCAAUCAGCAGAAUAAACAGCAUUGGACAAAUGACAAAUACUACUGUCAGCGCACGUCCAUAUCACAUGAUAAUCUUUACAUGCUUUUCAAUAACAUAAGGUACAUACAGUGGGGAGAACAAGUAUUUGAUACACUGCCGACUUUGCAAGUUUUCCUACUUACAAAGCAUGUAGAGGUCUGUAAUUUUUACAAAAAUCCAGAAAAUCACAUUGUAUGAUUUUUAAGUAAUUAAUUUGCAUUUUAUUGCAUGACAUAAGUAUUUGAUACAUCAGAAAAUCUGAACUUAAUAUUUGGUACAGAAACCUUUGUUUGCAAUUACAGAGAUCAUACGUUUCCUGUAGGUCUUGACCAGGUUUGCACACACUGCAGCAGGGAUUUUGGCCCACUCCUCCAUACAGACCUUCUCCAGAUCCUUUAGGUUUCGGGGCUGUCGCUGGGCAAUACGGACUUUCAGCUCCCUCCAAAGAUUUUCCAUUGGGUUCAGGUCUGGAGACUGGCUAGGCCGCUCCAGGACCUUGAGAUGCUUCUUACGGAGCCACUCCUUAGUUGCCCUGGCCGUGUGUUUCGGGUCGUUGUCAUGCUGGAAGACCCAGCCACAACCCAUCUUCAAUGCUCUUACUGAGGGAAGGAGGUUGUUGGCCAAGAUCUCGCGAUACAUGGCCCCAUCCAUCCUUCCCUCAAUACGGUGCAGUCGUCCUGUCCCCUUUACAGAAAAGCAUCCCCAAAGAAUGAUGUUUCCACCUCCAUGCUUCACGGUUGGGAUGGUGUUCUUGGGGUUGUACUCAUCCUUCUUCUUCCUCCAAACACGGCGAGUGGAGUUUAGACCAAAAACCUCUAUUUUUGUCUCAUCGGACCACAUGACCUUCUCCCAUUCCUCCUCUGGAUCAUCCAGAUGGUCAUUGGCAAACGUCAGACGGGCCUGGACAUGCGCUGGCUUGAGCAGGGGGACCUUGCGUGCGCUGCAGGAUUUUAAUCCAUGACGGCGUAGUGUGUUACUAAUGGUUUUCUUUGAGACUGUGGUCCCAGCUCUCUUCAGGUCAUUGACCAGGUCCUGCCGUGUAGUUCUGGGCUGAUCCCUCACCUUCCUCAUGAUCAUUGAUGCCCCACGAGGUGAGAUCUUGCAUGGAGCCCCAGACCGAGGGUGAUUGACCGUCAUCUUGAACUUCUUCCAUUUUCUAAUAAUUGCGCCAACAGUUAUUGCCUUCUCACCAAGCUGCUUGCCUAUUGUCCUGUAGCCCAUCCCAGCCUUGUGCAGGUCUACAAUUUUAUCCCUGAUGUCCUUACACAGCUCUCUGGUCUUGGCCAUUGUGGAGAGGUUGGAGUCUGUUUGAUUGAGUGUGUGGACAGGUGUCUUUUAUAUAGGUAACGAGUUCAAACAGGUGCAGUUAAUACAGGUAAUGAGUGGAGAACAGGAGGGCUUCUCAAAGAAAAACUAACAGGUCUGUGAGAGCCAGAAUUCUUACUGGUUGGUAGGUGAUCAAAUACUUAUAUCAUGCAAUAGAAUGCAAAUUAAUUACUUAAAAAUCAUACAAUGUGAUUUUCUGGAUUUUUGUUUUAGAUUCCGUCUCUCACAGUUGAAGUGUACCUAUGAUAAAAAUUACAGACCUCUACAUGCUUUGUAAGUAGGAAAACCUGCAAAAUCGGCAGUGUAUCAAAUACUUGUUCUCCCCGCUGUAUAUAGUACAUGCACAGACCUAUGAAGCAACAAUUGAUGCUACACUAGUAAAACAAAAAACAAGAUGAAUUAGAAAAUAAACCCCAAAUAAACCCCACCCUAUCACACAGCUCCCAUCUGAGUGACCCUUUUGAUUGAACUCGUCAUAGCAAGAGAUCUUACACUUACAGCUGCAUUUGACCACAUUGUUAAGGUUCUUUCAUUAGCACCAUGAGAACGAGUAGUGGGCAUUACAGAUACUUAAAUGUUUGGAGGGCCUAACUAUAGAUAGAUUGAAAUCUAUACUAUUUCUAAAGAAUCUCUCAUAUAUCAAUGUACUAUCAGCUUCAUAUCAUCUUACUACUGCAGUUCGAAAAAUAUGUUGCUUUUAUUUAUAUUUAAUGAUGAAAAAGCUAAAAAGUAUGAAUAUAUACUAGUCAUAAGUUUAGUUGUUCAUAUUAAUCUCAUAUAAUGCUGCACUAGGUUUAACUAAUGCACAUGACAGUAUGUCUCUGUGCCUCUCUGCCAGGGGCAAAGCAGGUUCACGUACAGAAGAGCCUGGUAGCUGUGUGGCUAUGUUGUAACACUGCUCUCAUAUUUAAUGGAUACAGAAUGAGAAAUGUUCAGUCUUGCGAACAUGUUCUGGCGCUGUGUGCUUUUUGUCAAAUGACUCACUCAAGGGCAGGCUCGCUCGACUCUGCGCGGCAACGCUAGUGAAAGUUUGGUGCCUUACGCAAUAUCUCAUGCUUUAUGGAUUGACCCACCUUCCAUUUGUGUACUAGUGCGUUGGCUCAGCCCCCCUUUCAGAGCCCUAGACCUGUUGUAUUAUUUACACCAAACCAGCCUUCCCAAGCAAAAAGUGGGAAAAGCAAAGCAGCUUUCCAACAAUUUGAGUAGGAGCUCUCUCCCCUGUCCACCAGAGGGGAGGAGAGAAAGGAAGUGAGUCACGUUGUAGCUGCAUUGUUGUGUUUGUGUGUGUUCUCCUCCAUCCAAUUCUCAGGUUAACAGACCGACUUGGGUCGUAUUGUUCCCUCUACGGUCCACAGUGAAGGACCACUUAGAGUUGUUCCCCAAACUAGUUUUGAUUUGCAGUACAAGGGCUACUUUACAGGUUGACUUAUUUAAGUUUGACAGGUUUUUGACAGACUACAUUACUCAACAAAUUCCUAGGCACUUCUGGACAACCAGAGUGUUGGUCAUUCAACGUUUUUUGUAUUCAGUUCAAGUUAAUCAGUGAAGGCGUGAGCCACAAAAAGACUCUCCUACAUGCUAAUUAUGAGGGAUUUGACUUUCUCGGGAGAUGUUUCCUCCCUCCUUGGGCCUCAUCCCCAGCAGCCUAUACUAUUAGGCGAUAUUGAUCUCUGUCUCUCAUGGUGGAUGUAUAAUCAGUGAAACCAGGCACUAAACCAUUUAGGAGAGACCUGGCUGUCUGUCUGAGUCAAUAUAGACAGACUCUUACCGCUUCAAAGCAGUUCCUGACCAUCCAGAUAGAUUAUUUAUGGGCUACUGGCGACACAAAUACACACACACACACACACACACACACACACACACACGAUAGUGUUGUUUACACUGCACAUAUCACACCGCCCGUGUUAUUUUCAGAAUCUACAAUAUUUGUUGACUGUUGGCAUGUUUAUCCUCAGAUAAAAGGCAGUAUUCUGGCCAGGUCUCAGCAGGGAUAUUGAAGUAUUGAAGCCCCCAACUGUGUGCUGUGGGCCUGUAGUUCAGGGGCAUUAGUAAGCAGCUUUUAAUAUUUCAACAAAAAAAAACAUUGGUGAGAGCCAGAUUGAUUUACAUUACUGUCAGCACAGCGCUGUAAUCUUCUCUUCAACAUGUAACUUUAAUCAUCAACUGUUAUAGUUCAUGUGUUGGGUGUGUGUACUGGUAGGGGAUGAUUUUAUUUUAUACAUUAUUAUUUAUUUAUGUUCUGUCACCAAGGAAUAGGGAAGGUGGGGCCUGGUUUCCAUGGCAAUGCCCUUGCUCUGUUUAUGUGUGAGCUCUGUGCAGUCAGUUAGUUGGUGGCUGGCAUCUCUUUUUGUGCUGAGUGGGUGAGAGAGAAAAAAAGAGAGAGAGGGAGAGCGAGAGAGUCUGUGUGUGAGAGGGACAGAGAGAUGGAAGUGGGUGCUCACACAGUGUGUUUGUGUCGUAGCUGGCUGUUGUACCUGGAGCCGGGGUUCCGGGGCCCCGGGCUGCUGCUGGAGGAAGGGGAGACAGUACUGAGCCACCAACCAGGUCAGCAGCAGGCCAGCCAGGGGACAGAGGACAAGCCCACCGCAAUCACCAUCGGCUCCAUCAGAAGACUAGUGAAGGUGGGCAUAUUUAUUACCAUGACAUUACAGUGCCAUGCGCCAUUAGUGAUUUCCCUCCAACAUUUCUAUUGGGAGACAAUGGUUCAAUUAUUUAGACCUACCAAUUUGCCUCAGGUCGCACUCUAUAGGUUUCCGAGCUGGUCAUGGGUGCACCUCAGCCACGCUCAGGGUCCUAAAUGAUAUUAUAACCGCAAUCGAUAAUAGACAGUACUGUGCAGCCGUCUUCAUCGACCUGGCCAAGGCUUUCGACUCUGUCAACCACCGCAUUCUAAUUGGCAGACUAAAUAGCCUUGGUUUCUCAAAUGACUGCCUCGCUUGGUUCACCCAACUACUUCUCAGAUGGAGUUCAAUGUGUCAAAUCGGAGGGCCUGUUGUCUGGACCUAUGGCAGUCUCUAUGGUGGUGCAACAGGGUUCAAUUCUCGGGCCGACUCUUUUCUCUGUGUAUAUCAAUGAUGUCGCUCUUGCUGCUGGUGACUCUCAGAUCCACCUCUACGCAGACGACACCAUUUUGUAUACAUCUGGCCCUUCAUUGGACACUGUGUUAACAAACCUCCAAACGAGCUUCAAUGCCAUACAACACUCCUUCCGUAGCCUCCAACUGCUCUUAAACACUAGUAAAACUAAAUGCAUGCUCUUCAAUCGAAUGCUGCUGGCACCCGCCCACCCGACUAGAAUCACUACUCUCGGCGGGUCUGACCUAGAGUAUGUGGACAACUACAAAUACCUAGGUGUCUGGUUAGACUGUAAACUAUCCUUCCAGACUCACAUUAAGCAUCUCCAAUCCAAAGUUCAAUCUAGAAUCGGCUUCCUAUUUCGCAAACAAAGCCUCCUUCACUCAUGCUGCCAAACAUGCCCUCGUUAAACUGACUAUCCUACCGAUCCUUGACUUCGGCGAUGUCGUUUACAAAAUAGCCUCCAACACUCUACUCAGCAAAUUGGAUGUAGUCUAUCACAGUGCCAUCCGUUUUGUCACCAAAGCCACAUAUACUACCCACUACUGUGACCUGUACGCUCUUGUUGGCUGGUCCUCACUACAUAUUCGUCGCCAAACCCACUGGCUCCAGGUCAUCUAUAAAUCACUGCUAGGCAAAUCCCUGCCUUAUCUUAGCUCAUUGGUCACCAUAGCAACACCCACCCGUAGUAUGCGCUCCAGCAGGUAUAUCUCACUGGUCAUCCCCAAAGCCAACACCUCCUUUGGCCGCCAUUCCUUCCAGUUCUCUGCUGCCAAUGACUGGAACGAACUGCAAAAAUCUCUGAAGCUGGAGACUCUUAUCUCCCUCACUAACUUUAAGCAUCAGUUGUCAGAGCACCUUACCAAUCACUGCACCUGUACACAGCCCAUCUGAAAUUAGCCCAUCCAACUACCUCAUCCCCAUAUUGUAAUUUAUUUUGCUCAUUUGUACCCCAGUAUUUCUAUUUGCACAUCAUCUUCUGCACAUCUAUCAUUCCAGUGUUAAUACUAAAUUGUAAUUAUUUUGCACUAUGGCCUAUUUAUUACCUUACCUCCAUAACUUGCUACAUUUGCACACACUCUAUAUAUAUUUUCUGUUGUAUUUUUGACUUUAUGUUUUUUUACCCCUUAUGUAACUCUGUGUUGUUGUUUUUGAUCGCACUGCUUUGCUUUAUCUUGGCCAGGUCGCAGUUGUAAAUGAGAACUUGUUCUCAACUGGUUUACCUGGUUAAAUAAAGGUGAAAUAAAAUUUUAAAAAUCAGGUCAUUCAUUGUUUUAAUAAAUCCUCUCCAUCUAAAUGGCCUGGCUUGAAUACGAUUCUCUGUAGAUUUCCACUCACCUGUCCCUGUUACAAAUAGAAAAGAGACCAGUUGUAAAGUGAACAGUGUAGCCAAGCUGUAGUCUCUAAGGAGACAACAGGGGGGAGGAUGCAGAAAAACACACAGCUGGAAGGACACUGAGAAGCUUUGGCAGAGGGCCAGGGUCUCUCUGUCUAUCCCUCUCUCUCUCAUUCUCUCCUCUUUUCUCUGACUUUGUCACUCUCUCUAUUAGCCUCUAUCUGCUCCCCCCUUUUCUCUCAAUGUUCUCCUCUAUCUUCCCCUUUCUCAGCCUUAGGCAUUAAAGUGGGGCCUGAUAGAGAAGGAUUGAUAGAGCUGUGUGUAGUGGAAUGUGUCCACAUAUUAAGGGAAUGUUGUUGUGUCUCUCUCACCGUUCAGGAUGACGGCACUCCAGAAAUCCAUCUGCUUCCGUCCGGAGCGCCAGGAGGAGCCACGGAACGUUUCAACUCGGAAGUAAACAGCUUGGGAACAUGUGGUGGACCUAUCCACCUGUCAAACCUGACUGUCAAGUCUGGCUGGUGAGGAGACCUAUCCUGUUGCUUGACUGUUAGUGGUAACUGUAACUGUAGAGGAACUCAAUGCCAUUGUCUGAGCGGGUGCUUUAGGAGCUACAGGCUAUAUAAACUGAAAUAGGAAGCACUAACAAUGCUAAAACAAUGGGGGAAUGACUCAUUGAGGAGAUGUGUCCUUGCCAACCAGCGUCCGUAUUGUUUCAACAGAAUUUCGGUGGAUUGUUCUCUGCUGAGUCAUUGAGCUCCAGCUCUCUAGCAUGCACCUGCUAGGAAAGGGCAUUUCCUGCUCAAACUGUUCUUUUCAGGUGUGUUUAUAAAGCACACACAUUUGGUACAGGAAUGUUUAAGGGUGGUAAUAGAAGUGACAGAAUUAACACUUAAAAUUAAGUUUCAUAAUGACUCACUUCAGGGUGGAGGUAGUGUGGUAGUUAUUGUGGUAACUCUUCAAUAAAGACCAUGUCAUCAGACUCUGUAAAAUGUAUUUACAAACACACCCAUAUUUACAGUUGAAGAAUUGUAAAACAUUUAGGAUCAGAAUUUGACUGCCAAAGUAUGAUGCAAUUAGGGAUGCGACAAAUUGACAGUUUUGCUUAAUGUUUAAACAUUGGUUUAAAACAUCAGUUUUCCGUAAGUCGCUCUGGAUAAGAGCGUCUGCUAAAUGACAAAAAUGUAAAUGUAAAAACGAUCAGAAAAAAAUCACAUCAAUUCACAAUGCAGAAUAAUGGAACUAUUACGUAUAUAUGACCACUACGGCUGGGCAAUGUAGUUGUAUCUACUGCAGUCAUAUACCCUUGAAAGCGCCUCGGCUACAACAUGCUUGUUUGACUGUAAGGGUACACUACGGCAACUACCACAACUGAAGUUGCAAGAAAUUGCGAGCCAAGAAAUUGCUUUUGAUUGCAGAUCGAUAGGCCUAGUGCACGGUUCUGACUCCGUCUGUGCCCCUCCCCUCUCUCUCCUUCCCCCGCUAGCUCGCUAUGAAAGAUGCAAGUGUUUGUGUUUUCGAAGGUACGGAAACUAAUCAGUCUCCUCUGUUCCAAAAAUACUGAAUCUUAGGAGUCAAUUCCUAGCCGUAGAUGUAUUUUCUUUCUACUAAAUGUCUUGAUAAGUCACAGUAAACUUUAAAGCAGGGCCUAUCAUCAAAGAAUAGGCUAGGAUAUUCUACACGCAACAGACUGAAGACUGAACACACACUCGCAUCAUUGGCGAAGAGAAAGAGCAAGCGAGCCAGCUGCACUGUGAUUUAAAUGUUAUGGGGAAAAACAUUGUUUUUCCGUUAGGGAUUUUCCUUUGUUGUUCCAUAGUAACACAUUUUCAAUAAAAUAGUUUUCUUCUCACAGAGAAGAUGAGUGGUUUCUAUUGUAGUGGAGAUUAGUGACACUGACAGUAUGACUGUGGACAAAGUAUUUGUGUUUGAUCAUGCAUUCAACCAUGCAUACAUUUCAUGCAUAAAGCAAUGAACUGAGCAGCUGCCAUAAAUGUGGUGCCACAUAAAUGGACAAUGUUUACCUGUAAAUUAAAAACAAUAUCAGCGACGCCCGAUGCUUGUAACAUACGUGUCUGCUUAGCAAACAAGUGAGAUUAGAUUACCUGGGCCUCUCAUUGAUAAUGCCUUGAUCUUGUUUUUCCACCUUAGUUGGCUUGCCUACGCUAGCCCUGGUUUCCAUGGGAACUAUGCGGUUAUGGAAGCAGGCGGCUCCACAACACCUGGCAUUGGUCAUCCCCAGGUCACCACUGUGAGGUCACUGAGACCCCUCAGAAUGGUAAGGGUUCACCAAGGUGGCAUCACUUCGAGGUGGCUGACACUGCUUGGCUGUGGUCGGGGUUGGGCCCAAUUACAUUUCAAUGCUGUACACUCAGGAAAGGAGUUUAUAUUCGAUUUCCAAAUUGGCCCAUAGGAUUUCAUAAAUGUAAUGGGCUAUGUCUCAACGUCUCAGAAAUAUAUACGUCUGGGCCUCAUUUUCAUCAAGGUUAGGUUUCAUUGUGUUCUGUGUCUUUCUGACAGAGUGGGCUCAGAGUGAGCAGACCACUGGAUCCUAAGGUAAGACAUUAUCAAUAGUGAAAGUAAAGCACAAACCCCUGUUCCCUGCAGUAAACAUCCGAUCUCAUACAGUUAAAUAAUCACUUCAAUUUGCACAAUGAUGAUGAAUUAUAAUGAUAAUGAAUGUAAAUUAAUUUAGGAAGUGCAUGAGAUAUCGUUUUUUGUUUGUGAUUUUUUUUUAGAUGUUGGUAUUCGAGCAGCCCCUCUUCCAGGGGCGGGGCAGAGAGCUGGGAGGCCACACCCCCAGUCUGGGAGCUGUGACUGGGAUGAAGGGGGUGUCGUCGCUACGGGUCAUUGGUGGAGUGUGAGUCCAUGUCACUGCCCUCCCUCCUGUUUGUCUGCCUGUUUGUGUCUGCCUGCCUGUCAUCCACAGCUGAUGGAGACAGACGAGGACUCUCACUCAUAGACUCAGAUUAAUGAACAUGUCUAAACCCUCUUAGUUAAAUGUCAUUCCAAUUUCUAUGGAGAAUAUAAGGUUUUGUUUGUUUGGGAAUCCACAUGCAUUUGUUUUUUGUGAGUGAGAGAGUGAGUGAGUGAGGGACGGAGUGAGGGAAGGAGAAACUAAGUGCAUUCAUGCCAAGCUGCAUACUUACUCUGGAAUGCUACCUCUACUGAGGAUUUUGUAAGGUGUCUUUCUGCUGCAAACAGUUUCACAAUCUGCUGGUCAUGUGAUUACUCAGGAAUGCUACCUCUACUGUGAUAUGAAGCAAAUGUAGUUCACCUCCCUGCGCAAACAUAAGCCAAGUAGAACAGGAAGUGUGUGUGUGUGUGUGUGUGCGCAUGCAUGCUUUGGUGUGGUGUUUGGUUACAGAGAGGGUUGGUACGCCUGACAUCUGAUAACAUUUCAAUUGUAACACCUCAAAAAACCCAAACAAUCACGAUCAAUCAAACAAUAAAUCAAUCAAACAUUCCUUGCCAUUAACUCAAGUGGCAUAUCCACCGCUAAGACACUGUUAUCAGCACCACCAUAUCAUUGACACCCAGGCUCCUAUUCAAGCUGUGUUGGUAUAAGUGUGGGUAAGAAUAUUUAGCUGUGGUUUGACCUGUGACCUAUGUGUUUGACAGAUGGGUGGGCUACACUGGAGAGGACUACACAGGGUGGGAGUAUUUACUGGAGGAGGGAGAAUACAGUGACUGUGCAGAUCUGGGUGGAGCCGAUCACCCUCUGUUGCUUUCUUUCCGCUUCUUACAGGCAGUAAGUUACGGGAUUUUAAUAAUAUGGUUAUUUACAGUGUAUUCAGUAUAUGUGGCCUAUGUGGGAAUGUGUACAUGUACAAAGCCUAUCCUGAAAGCUUACACUUGAUUUGAAAGAAUGAGGGAAGUCAAUAAAAUGUGUUGGGGUCUAUGAGUGUGCCUGCAUGUGUGUGUGAGUUUUCCAACUCUCAAUGGCAGAAGCAUUUGUCUGAAACCAGGCCAAAUGUUUUAUAUUAGCCAUCGGUAUAACCCAGUUGACAGCCAGCAGACCUCUAUUCCACUCCCUUUCCAUCACCUCACCACUGUCUAAGUGUCUAUUUUAGCCUCCUGAUAUCAGUCAGAAGCACUAGCUAGUAGAAACGCUCUAACAGCAAACUCCUGGCUAGGAUAGGUUAGGCUACGCUUCUAAUGGGAUUAAACAGGUAGAGUUCAUUGCUAGCUGUCUAUCAUACCGCAGGUUCAUUAGCAUUCCAGUUACCUCCACCCCAGUGCCCUCUGGCUGUUAGCGGCACAACUCUUUUGAUCAACUAUACCCUGUCGUGUAAUCACCAGCCACCAGCAGCCAUUCUGUAAAGCUCCCACUACGGCUAGUGCUUACUACCUGAGCUAAAUGCAGCAGUUAUGUAAAUGCAGCUUGUAGAGUUUUUCAGUUCGAGGCUGAAAAAGGGAAACUUCAUAAGAAUUGGAUAAAGGUGGUUUGUACAGUUGUGCUAGUUUCUAUACAGUUAACCAGCCCACAUUUCUUCAUAUAAACUCUGUUUAUGCACUAGGCUUCUUUAGUGUAAGAGUUGUUGUAGCUAUUUUAUAAAGCAGUCUCUUACUCAUUGAGCUCUUCUGCAUGGUUCCCAUUGCUAGGACUUCAUAGAGCCCUCAGUCUCACUGCAGGAGGAAACUAGCUCGCCUGGAGCCGGGAGAAGGGACAUUUUGGAUCUGGACGUCCCUGAUCUGGAGAAGGCUGGAGCCACUGAAAAGACCACCACCUUCUGUGUGAAGAGUGGAGUGUGAGUAUCAAUUAGAGGAGCAGGGUUGUCGUCAAUUCAGGAAGUAAACUGAAAUUCUGUUUACUUCCUGAAUGUAGCCCUUUACACUCGUACCCGUAUAUGGGUUGAAAAUUGCAGAUUUGGACACUGAUAAGUGUCUAAAUUGGAAAGCAGUGGCUGUAUAGUAACACGCUAUAAAUGACGUCAGAGCUCUGUAUGGGUUUUGACUGACAGCCGUUCUGAACUUGAGCACAGCACGUGACAAAAAGUUGCCCCCUACCCUCCCGUUAAUUGGGCAACUUUUGCACAUGUCUGAGUUAAGGAAAUGCUGUAAAUUAAGAGGACUCAAUGUAUCUUGAAAGAUGAGAUGUUGAGGAUUAUAAUAAAUACAGCUUUGAUGUCAUACAAGCAUGCCAAACACCCGUGAAUCCAAAUGUGCACUUCACAUUUCCAUAUCAUAAAACUCAUGUCAUAUACACUGAGUGUACAAAACAUUAGGAACACCUUCCUAAUAUUGAGUUGCAUCCCCUUUUGCCCUCAGAACAGUCUCAAUUCGUCGGAGCAUGUACUCUACAAGGUGUCGAAAGCAUUCCACAGGGAUGCUGGCCCAUGUUGACUCCAAUGUUUCCCACAGUUGUGUCAAGUUGGCUGGAUGUCCUUUGGGUGGUGGACCCUUCUUGAUACACACAGGAAACUGUUGAGCGUGAAAAACCCAGCAGCGUUGCAGUUCUUGACACGCUCAAACCGGUGUGCCUGGCACCUAAUACCAUACCCCGUUCAAAGGCACUUAAAUAUUUUAUCUUGCCCAUUCGCCCUCUGAAUGGCACACAUACACAAUCCAUGUCUCAAUUGUUUAAAGGCUUAAAAAUCCUUCUUUAACCUGUCUCCUCCCCUUCAUCUACACUGAUUGAAGUGGAUUUAACAUGUGACAUCAAUAAGAGAUCAUAGCUUUCACCUGGAUUCACCUGAUCAGUCUGUCAUGUCUUGUACACUCAGUGUACAGUGUCAACGUUUAUGAUCACUAUGUUUGAUGUACAGUUACAAGAUGACAUGGCGUCAUACCCUGGGUUGUUUUGAACAGAAUGAGCCUAUGUUUGUCGAUUGUGAAGAAAAUUAUGAUCUAUUUCUCUGAUUUGCCUUGUGAAAGCCUAACACUAUUAUAUCCUAUUUUAUAACUUAGCUAGUCAUGUUGGCAAUAGAACAAGCAUUCAAAUGAUGCCCACCUGACCCAGAAUGUGAUUUAAAAUGGGCCGUUUUUGGAUUGCGUUAACAACAACAGUAAUUGUGUGAUGGCGAGGAUGCAGGGUUGUGUUCUAAACAAAACAACUACAAGUGUGCUUGUUCUAGUUCCUCAACGGCACAGCUAGGAGAGCUCACAAAAACACCUUAUAGCUGAAGACUUCUUGGUCAUGAAAAUGCAUUGAAAUUACUUAGGAACUGUGCAGACUUUGGAGAGGUGUGUGGCCACUUGGAGACACCAGUUAGUCCUCUCACUCAAACCCUUGUAUUGUUUUUGUCUUAUGUUGCACCUACCCCACAUUUCCCAGGAAUAGUCUUAUCAUGUUACUGAAUGUAUCCAGAGUGUUUUCAAAUUUUGUUAUCAACAAAUGCUGCGAAAAAUACAGUAAAUAUAAAAUCAACAGUGUAAUGUUUGCAUUCAGUCUUGUCAAGUGAACUGUUGUGUCCUCAACUUUGGUCUAAUAAUUUUCCCAUAAUCUCCAAACUGUUCCCUUUCAAUUGCUACCAUGUUUAUGCAUAAGCUUUUCAUAUUUCUUCUGUAAGAAAUAUAGGCCAAUUCCAUAUAGGCCAAUUCCCACGAGUGUAAAGGGUUAAAUGGAAUUGACCCCAACACUGCAGAAGACCAGUCAUAAUAACAUCUCAAUAGAGGUGCAUCUUAACUAGGGUUGCAAAGCUACCUGUAAUUUACCAAAGUUACCAGAAUCUUCUGUAAUUGUGGUAAUUAACAGGUAAUCUAUGGUAACUUUGGUAAUUUAUACUUGAUUAACUUUUUUAAAAAUGUAUUCAUAUAUAGUAUUCAUUUUUUUUUAUAUAUGUCCAUAUUGUCCAUUAGUUUCUAGUGGAUAGACCAUAUGGUUAAAGAUAUAUAUAUAUAUAUAUAUAUAUAGAUAGAUAGAUAUAUAUAUAUUUUUUUUUUUUUAUCUAAUCAACAAUGCCAUUAUUUUAAAUUAACUCUGCAUCUCUUCCAACUAUUUACUUUUUUCACAACUGCCACCAGUUUGGCACCAAAACAUUUACAACAAAGACAUAUUGACAUAGUCAAAUAAAUAAGUGUGUUAAGAAAUAUAUAAAGGAUAUUUCAUGCUGAAACCCUAAUAUUAAAUCCCAAUGAUAUUCCCUAAGUUGAUGGUUUAUAUUUAGGACAAUGUUUUGAAUCUUUGUCAUUCUAUUUUGUAUUUUAAAAUCAUCAUAUUUCAUUAUUCUAUAUAUUUUACAAGUGGUAAGGUCUCACAGAGGUCCAGAGAUAAUUACAGACACCUGUGAUAAUCUGAAGUACCCAAAGAGGCCACUAGAUGUCAUCUGUUAAAAUUAAAACUUGAAAGUUACCAAAAUUCUGGUAGUUCCCCGUAAUAUACCCUUCCUAUGCAACCCUAAUCCCAACAAACUAAAGUUCACAUAGUUUCACAUGACUUUGUCAUUCACUAUUCACUGUGCCUCUGCGGUGCUGAUUGUCUCUGGGCUGUGCUGUGUUUCAGAUGGGUGGCGUAUAGCGAGCAAUGUUUCAGUGGAGAGCAGUGCAUACUGGAGAAAGGCAAACAUCCUGCCACUCUGUACUGGGGUGGCAACCAUGGGGCAGCCAAGUCUAUCCGACCCAUACGAUUGGUGAGCUCCAUUUCAUAGCCUAUUAGAGGAAUAGAUCAUAAGACUGACAUAAGAGUGUCAUGCAGAUGAAAUCCCUCCUAUGUCUCUUCUAUGUAGCUCUAUGUUGCUCUCUGAAAAAUAUAUGGUAUAGAUGUUGGAAAAUAUGACUUGGGAAAAUAUGUCAAAACACUUUUUUUUUUAUUACAGCAGCACCUUUGUUGCACCGGAGAACCAAAGUUCUUGGUAUGUAUAUGGAAUUACACCACAUUAAUUUCACCUGUCAAAAAGAGACUAGGGAAAGGGGCUAUCUGAGUAUUGAUAUCCAGCUGUGAAGUGUGUACUAAGUUGUGCUUUUGUGUCUCCAGCUGUGGGCCUACAGCCAGCCCCACUACAGGGGACUGAGUGAGGAGUACAAGGCGGAGGCAGGGCACUGUGGCUCUGCCUCCCCCAUGUCCUUCAGAGUCAUCAGGGGAAGGUGAGUACUAGAGGACUACCAUUGUACUAUUGGAUCUGUAUUGAUCCUAGAGGUGGAGUUAUGUCCCCUUUUACUAUGUAAAGCGCCUUGAGCACUGGAAAAGUGUUAUAUAAAUCCAAUCAAUUAUUAUUAUGGGUUAAUGCACAUUUUUACUUAACAAUUUUCUUUAUAGGUUGCUAAUUAUGGCUUGUCAGUACUCUACUGUAGGCAUGCCACAAUGUAUCUUUAAUUGUAGUUGCCAUAGGAGGCAGAGAACAAUGUCUGUGAUGCUGAUUGUCUUACUCACGCUCACUGCUCUUCUUGCCCCUGUCCAGCUGGCUGCUUUUUGAUGAGGAGGGUUGCUGUGGAAACCAGUACGUCCUGGGAGAGGGCCUUUAUCCUGACCUCAUUUCCUGUGGCUGUGUGGCCACUUCUGUCAAAUCACUGAGGCCCAUUCCUUAUGUGAGUGAACCUGGCAUGACCUCAGCCCAUUUACUGCUAUCUUUAGGUAGCACAACAAGCUAGAUGAGACACGUGAGCACACAUUCAGUUUAACAGUAUUAUAUGCCAUGAUAAAUAGAUGGUGAUAAAUACACUAUAUAUACAAAAGUAUGUGGACACUCCUUCAAAUGAGUGGAUUCUGCUAUUUCAGCCACACCUGUUGCUGACAGGUAUAGAACAUCGAGCACACCGCCAUGCAAUCUCCAUAGACAAACAUUGGCAGUAGAAUGGCCUUACUGAAGAGCUCAGUGACUUUCAACGUGGCACCGUAAUAGGAUGCCACCUUUCCAGGAGAACGCUACCUGCCCAAAUGCAUAGUGCCAACUGUAAAGUUUGGUGUUUGAGAAAUAAUGGUAUGGGGCUGUUUUUCAUGGUUCGGGCUAGGCCCCUUAGUUCCAGUGAAGGGAAAUCUUAAUGCUACAGCACACAAUGACAUUCUAGAUGAUUCUGUGCUUCCAACUUUGUGGCAACAGUUUGGGGAAGGUCAUUUCCUGUUUCAGCAUGACAAUGCCCCCUUGCACAAAGCAAGGUCCAUACAGAAAUGGUUGGUCGAGAUCGGUGUGGAAGAACUUGACUGGCCUGCACAGAGCCCUGACCUCAACCCCAUCGAACACCUUUGGGAUUAAUUGGAACACCGACUGCGAGCAAGGCCUAAUCGCCCAACAUCAUUGCCCGACCUCACUAAUGCUCUUGUGGCUGAAUGGAAGCAAGUCCCUGCAGCAAUGUUCCAACAUCUAGUGGAAAGCCUUCCCAGAAGAGUGGAGGCUGUUAUAGCAGCAAAAGGGUGGACCAACUCCAUAUUAAUGCCCAUGAUUUGGAAUGAGAUGUUCGACGAGCAGGUGUCCAUAUACUUUUGGUCAUGUAGUGUAGAUGAAGGUAGUUUCCGUUCAGCCACCAUUGGAGCAUCACAAAUGACAACCUUUUCCCCAUAAUGUCCUACUUUUGACCAGAGACAAGUCUUAGUAUGACUCCAGCCAAAAGUAGUGGACUGCUUUACGAAUAUAGGGAGAAAGGAUGUAUUGUGUAGUUUGCCCUAAUAUAGUUCAAUACAGGCACUUAUUGAAAAAGGACAGAACAUACAUAAAGUAAAUCCAAUGGCAUUCUCAUCUAAGAUGGCUCCCUUCCCUUCCUGUUACCUCUGUAGAGUUUCUCCGACCCGUCCAUCAGCCUGUUUUCCCUGGGUUCCUUUGAGGGCCUCAAGAUGGUUGUUGUGAUGCCCACAGACCACAUGAAGGACUUCUUCACCCAGUCUCUGCAGGUCCACAGUGGACUGUGAGUAGAGAGAUAGCCUAUCACCUCUUAUGUCACUGAACAGCUAACAUUACUGCCAGACACUAUACAUAGAGAAGGAACUUACUGUUUCUUUGGCCUCUGACGUGUGUCAUGUUCAGUAAGAAAACAAGUGAAACAGGGAGGUACUACCUGAACUUGUCCAAUAAGAAGGCUCAUUUUUAUUUUCAGCUUUAAGAUGUUUCUCUGCGUUGCACCCUAAUGAAUAUGGCCCUGUUUCAGCUGUGUGUGUGUCUUUGGCAGGUGGGUGGUGUAUGAAUACAGUAACUAUAAGGGCCGUCAGAUGCUGCUGCAGCCAGGGGAGCUUCCUGUGUGGGGAGAGCACAGUGGCUGGGACACCAUUGGCUCCUUACGGCCCCUCAAACAGGUAAAACACACACAAAAUUGACAUUUGAGUCACUCUGUGUCAUUUCCCAGCUAGCACAUUUGGUUCCUUGGAAGUUGUGGGAACGUAUGUUUUUCAUUUCCAAUUGGUUCUGGGAAUAAAGCUAUACGUUUCCUGACCUGUAAAACUGAAUGUUUUUUUUAAAUGUUCUGAGAACGGAAGUAAAAAUGUUGCCUGUUCUGGGAACAUCAAUGUUUAUGUUGCAGGGAGGAUCUGAGAACAUUUUACUAUGGUUCCCUGAAAGUUUUCCUGGGAAGUUUUAUUAACAUUUUGUGAAUGGAAAUUAUAGGUUAUUUUGAGGUUUUGGAAUAACUUCCUUAAAAUUUGACCUAAUGUUUCAAUAAGACUUUUAAUAACACUGCUAGCUUAGUUUGGGUUAACUGUUUUGAACUCCAAACACAGAUAGGACACAUUAAAAUUAAUUUGCUUAGGCAUUAAUCAUGCAAACAGAUUAAUUUUUUAUUGUGGCACCGCGUCAGUGAGAUUCGAACCUACAGUGCCUUCAGAAAGUAUUCACACCCCUUUACUUUUUCCACAUUUUGUUGUUACAAAGUGGGAUUAAAAUGGAUUUGUCAACGAUCUACACAAAAUACUCUAAUGUCAAAGUGGAAGAAAAAUUGUAACAUUUGUAAAUGAAUAUAUACAGUUGAAGUCGGAAGCCAAAUACAUUUCAACUCAGUUUUUCACAAUUCGUGACAUUUAAUUCUAGUAAAAAGUCCCUGUUUUAGGUCAGUUAGGAUCACCAUUUUAUUUUAAGAAUGUGAAAUGUCAGAAUAAUAGUAGAGAGAAUUAUUUAUUUCAGUUUUUAUUUCUUUCAUCACAUUCCCAGUGGGUCAGAAAUGUACAUACACUCAAUUAGUAUAUGGUAGCAUUGCUUUUAAAUUGUUUAACUUGGGUCAAACAUUUUGGGUAGCCUUCCACAAGCUUCCCACAAUAAAUUGGGUGAAUUUUGGCCCAUUCCUCCUGACAUAGCUGGUGUAACUGAGUCAUGUUUGUAGGCCUCCUUGCUCGCACACGCAUUUUCAGUUCUGUCCACAAAUGUUCUAUAGGAUUGAGGUCAGGGCUUUGUGAUGGCCACUCCAAUACCUUGACUUUGUUGUCCUUAAGCCAUUUUGCCACAACUUUAGAAGUAUGCUUGGGGUCAUUGUCCAUUUGGAAGACCCAUUUGCGACCAAGCUUUAACUUCCUGACUGAUGUCUUGAGAUGUUGCUUCAAUAUAUCCACAUCAUUUUCCUUCCUCAUGAUACAUCUAUUUUGUGAAGUGCACCAGUCCCUCCUGCAGCAAAGCACCCCCACAGCAUGAUGCUGCCACCCCCGUGCUUCACGGUUGGGAUGGUGUUCUUCGGCUUGCAAGCAUCCCCCUUUUUCCUCCAAACAUAACGAUGGUCAUUAUGGCCAAACAGUUCUAUUUUUGUUUCAUCAGACCAGAGGACAUUUCUCCAAAAAGUACGAUCUUUGUCCCCAUGUGCAGUUGCAAACCGUAGUCUGGCUUUUUUUUGGCGGUUUUGGAGCAGUGGCUUCUUCCUUUCAGAGCGUCCUUUCAGGUUAUGUUGAUAUAGGACUUGUUUUACUGUGGAUAUAGAUACUUUUGUACCCGUUUCCUCCAGCAUCUUCACAAGGUCCUUUGCUGUUGUUCUGGGAUUGAUUUGCCCUUUUCGCACCAAAGUACGUUCAACUCUAGGAGACAGAACGCGUCUCCUUCCUGAGCGGUAUGACGGCUGCUUGGUCCCAUGGUGUUUAUACUUGCGUACUAUUGUUUGUACAGAUGAACGUGGUACCUUCAGGCGUUUGGAAAUUGCUCCCAAGGAUGAACCUGACUUGUGGAGGUCUACAAUUUUUUUUCUGAGGUCUUGGAUGAUUUCUUUUGAUUUUUCCCAUGAUGUCAAGCAAAGAGGCACCUAGUUUGAAGGUAGGCCUUGAAAUACAUCCACAGGUACACCUCCAAUUGACUCAAAUGAUGUCAAUUAGCCUAUCAGAAGCUUCUAAAGCCAUGACAUCAUUUUCUGGAAUUUUCCAAGCUGUUUAAAGGCACAGUCAACUUAGUGUAUGUAAACUUCUGACCCACUGGAAUUGUGAUACAGUGAAUUAUAAGUGAAAUAAUCUGUCUGUAAACAAUUGUUGGAAACAUUACUUGUGUCAUGCACAAAGUAGAUGUCCUAACCGACUUGCCAAAAUUAUAGUUUGUUAACAAGAAAUUUGUGGAGUGGUUGAAAAACUAGUUUUAAUGACUCCAACCUAAGUGUAUGGACACUUCCGACUUCAACUGUAUAGACAGUACCAGUCAAAAGUUUGGACACACCUACUCAUUCCAGGGUUUUUCUUUAUUUGUACUAUUUUCUACAUUGUAGAAUAAUAGUGAAGGCAUCAAAACUAUGAAAUAACACAUAUGGAAUCAUGUAGUAACCAAAAAAGUGUUAAACAAAUCAAAAUAUAUUUUAUAUUUGAGAUUCUUCAAAGUAGCCACCCUUUGCCUUGAUGACAGCUUUGCACACACUUUGCACGCUUCAUGAGGUAGUCACCUGGAAUGCAUUUCAAUUAACAGGUGUGUCUUGUUAAAAGUCAAUUUGUGGAAUUUCUUUCCUUCUUAAUGCGUUUGCGCCAAUCAGUUGUGUUGUGACAAGGUAGGGGUGGUAUACAGAAGAUAGCCCUAUUUGGUAAAAGACCAAGUCCAUAUUAUGGCAAGAACAGCUCAAAUAAGCAAAGAGAAACAACAGUGCAUUAUUAUUAUUAUUAUUAUUAUUAUUAUUAUAUUUUUUUUUUUUCUGGGGGUAGAUCAGCUUAAUAUUGCAGAUAGAUUGUAACUUCCAUCAAUGUAAUUGUCUGCAUCACUUCCAAUCCCCCAUGUUUAAAAAAAAUAUAUAUACAUGUAUAUAUAUAUAUAUAUAUAUAUAUAUAUAUAUAUACACAUAUAUACAUACAUAUACAUAUAUAUAUACACAUACACAUACACACAUACAGUGGGGGGGAAAAAGUAUUUAGUCAGCCACCAAUUGUGCAAGUUCUCCCACUUAAAAAGAUGAGAGAGGCCUGUAAUUUUCAUCAUAGGUACACGUCAACUAUGACAGACAAAUUGUGGAAAUAAAAUCCAGAAAAUCACAUUGUAGGAUUUUUUAUGAAUUUAUUUGCAAAUUAUGGUGGAAAAUAAGUAUUUGGUCACCUACAAACAAGCACGAUUUCUGGCUCUCACAGACCUGUAACAACUUCUUUAAGAGGCUCCUCUGUCCUCCACUUGUUACCUGUAUUAAUGGCACCUGUUUGAACUUGUUAUCAGUAUAAAAGACACCUGUCCACAACCUCAAACAGUCACACUCCAAACUCCACUAUGGCCAAGACCAAAGAGCUGUCAAAGGACACCAGAAACAAAAUUGUAGACCUGCACCAGGCUGGGAAGACUGAAUCUGCAAUAGGUAAGCAGCUUGGUUUGAAGAAAUCAACUGUGGGAGCAAUUAUUAGGAAAUGGAAGACAUACAAGACCACUGAUAAUCUCCCUCGAUCUGGGGCUCCACACAAGAUCUCACCCCGUGGGGUCAAAAUGAUCACAAGAACGGUGAGCAAAAAUCCCAGAACCACACGGGGGGACCUAGUGAAUGACCUGCAGAGAGCUGGGACCAAAGUAACAAAGCCUACCAUCAGUAACACACUACGCCGCCAGGGACUCAAAUCCUGCAGUGCCAGACGUGUCCCCCUGCUUAAGCCAGUACAUGUCCAGGCCCGUCUGAAGUUUGCUAGAGUGCAUUUGGAUGAUCCAGAAGAGGAUUGGGAGAAUGUCAUAUGAAACCAAAAUAGAACUUUUUGGUAAAAACUCAACUCGUCGUGUUUGGAGGACAAAGAAUGCUGAGUUGCAUCCAAAGAACACCAUACCUACUGUGAAGCAUGGGAGUGGAAACAUCAUGCUUUGGGGCUGUUUUUCUGCAAAGGGACCAGGACGACUGAUCCGUGUAAAGGAAAGAAUGAAUGGGGCCAUGUAUCGUGAGAUUUUGAGUGAAAACCUCCUUCCAUCAGCAAGGGCAUUGAAGAUGAAACGUGGUUGGGUCUUUCAGCAUGACAAUGAUCCCAAACACACCGCCCGGGCAACGAAGGAGUGGCUUCGUAAGAAGCAUUUCAAGUUCCUGGAGUGGCCUAGCCAGUCUCCAGAUCUCAACCCCAUAGAAAAUCUUUGGAGGGAGUUGAAAGUCUGUGUUGCCCAGUGACAGCCCCAAAACAUCACUGCUCUAGAGGAGAUCUGCAUGGAGGAAUGGGCCAAAAUACCAGCAACAGUGUGUGAAAACCUUGUGAAGACUUACAGAAAACGUUUGACCUGUGUCAUUGCCAACAAAGGGUAUAUAACAAAGUAUUGAGAAACUUGUUAUUGACCAAAUACUUAUUUUCCACCAUAAUUUGCAAAUAAAUUCAUAAAAAAUCCUACAAUGUGAUUUUCUGGAUUUUUUCUCAUUUGACGUGUACCUAUGAUGAAAUUUACAGGCCUCUCUCAUCUUUUUAAGUGGGAGAACUUACACAAUUGGUGGCUGACUAAAUACUUUUUUCCCCCACUGUACAUACACAUAUACAUACAUACACAUACAUACUUUCCAAUCCCCACUUGGAGUAAACUAGUGAACAACAACGCCUAGGCCUCUACUUCCAGCCCAUACCCACUAUCUACAUUUUAUGGACACAGUCAAUUUUACAAUAAUUACAUUUUGUUUGUUCUUUCUCCUGAACUUCUUCUACUCUCAACCUCUCCUGAUCAUUUUCAUGAUGUCCAUCCGGUUCGCUUGUAUAUGCCAUAUCUUUCUAACUGUGCUCCUUCACAAAAGCUCCCAACCUACAACCCAUACUCUUAUUAUGGACAUAGCGUGCCUACAUUAUUAGUUAUCUUGUUAUUGUUUGUUGUUAGUUGUUAUUAGUCCCAUCCUUCAAUUCCAUUCAACACCUCCCAUUCAACACCAUCCAUAUAGGAUUUCUAUUUGCCAUAUAUAUUUCAACUGUACUGUGAUGUCUUACAAAAGUUCUGAACCUUUCUAUUCUCAUUGUUUCUACAGAUUGUGAAUUGAAUUUUUUUUUGCUAAUAGUAUUAUUAUGUUAUUGAUCGAUUGACUAUGACUUUUCAGAUCACCCAGUAAUGCUAUCUGCAGGGUUAGCUCCAGGUAAAUAUUGCAAUCCUUUAGCCAUUCCUGGACCUGUGUCCAAAAACAAGCUACAAAUGGACAGUACCAAAACAAAUGAUGUAAUUUCUGUCUCUUCGCAGCAAAAUCUGCAGAGCUGGGAAGAUUGUAUCCCCCAUAUAAAUAACAUUCUAUUGGUAGCAAGAAUUUUAUAUAAUAAUUUAAAUUGAAAGAUUCAAAGUUUUGAAUCCGGUGUCGUUUUGCGUAUCAGUUCAUAAACACUAUGCCAUGGGAUCGGUACGUCAAAAAUCUCUUCCCAACUAUUUUGCAAUCUAUAUGGGACGGCUGUCAAUCCUUUGGUCCUUAAAUUAAACUGAUAUACUUUUUUAUUUAUCACAGUUUUCCUUAACCAAUUAUGUUAUUUAAUGCAAGGCCGACAGACAAGUUCCUUACUUUCUCCUCCUUCCACUUUCCUCUUCCAUUUUUGCGGUAAGGCUGCAAUUAUUUGGUUGUAAGUUUGGGUAGAGCAGACAUUUCCAUAUGUUUUUGUUAGCUGCAUGUGCGACAUAACUCCACCAGUCCGUCCUACCGAUGAUAUCAUUUACAAAGAUUAUACAUUUUUUAAACAUUUUGUCAAAAAAAAUAGGUUUUUUGUCAAUUAUUAUAUUUGAGUUUAACCACAAUAUUUGUUGCAUUAUUUGUUCUGUCGUUUCUGGAGGAUUACAUUUAAAUUGCAACCAACUUUCUAUGGCUUGUAGAAAUAGUGAUAUCUGGGAGAUGAUUUCCUUUUCAAAUAACUGAAAGUGAGUGGUUGUAAUCUGAAUAAAGGGAAAAAGGCCAUUCUUGAACAUUGGGUGAGACAAUCUUACUAAUUUGCUAGAGAACCAGUUCGGAUUUAAGUAUAACUUUUGUAUGACUGAAGCUUUUAGUGAUAGGUCUAAUGCUUUAAUAUUUAAUAAUUUCUGUCGUCCGAAUUCAUAUUCAUUAUAUAAAUAGGCCCGUUUAAUUUUGUCUGGCUUGCCGUUCCAAAUAAAAUGGAAUAUUUCUUUCUCAUAUAAUUUUAAAAACUGUUCGCUAGGCGUAGGCAAGACCAUAAGCAAAGGGUGAUUUUUCCACAAAUUGACAGGCACCCACCUUUCCAUGGUAGCAAGAUCUUAUCUAUUUUUGCUAACUUUCUAUUAUAAUUUAUUGAAGUGAGAUCAUUUAUUUCCUUUGGGAUAUGUAUUCCGAGUAUAUCCACAUCACCAUCAGAUCAUUUUAUUGGUAAACUACAUGGCAAUGUACUAUUUUUAUUUUUUAUUGAUCCAAUACGUAAUAUAGUAAAUUUGUCAUAAUUUGGUUGUAAUCCAGAGAGGUUAGAUCCUCUAUGAGGCUGUGGAGUGAUUCUAGUUUUGGAUUUAAAAGAAAACAUGAAUCAUCAGCGUACAAUGACACCUUUGUUUUUAAGCCCUGGAUUUCUAAUCCCCUGAUAUUAUUGUUGGAUCUGAUUUUAAUAGCUAACAUCUCGAUGGCCACAAUAAAUAGAUAUGCCGAUAGUGGACAACCUUGUUUCACUCCUCUUGACAGUUUAAAACUUUCUGAGAAAUAGCCACUAUUUACUAUUUUACACCUAGGGUUACUAUACAUGAUUUUGACCCAUUUUAUAAGAGGAGCUCCAUGCUUGGGACUUUGAGCCUGAAGCCUGCUGGGUCCUGAUAAAACCCACUUCCCAGAAAGUUAUUUAUACCCAGUGAGCGACACAGGGCUUAGCACUGACUCGUGUGUGUGUGUGCGUACGUGUGUGUGUGUAUAUGUGUGGCGGAGCGCUUCUCUCACUGUUUGUUGACAAGGCAAACGGUGUGAAAGGGGUUGUGGUGAUUUAUACCCGUUUCUCGCUCGAGCUGAUUUGACUGGAGCCAUAUGCAGCUCUAUAGAGUACCACAGUAUUAGUCAUAAAACCUAGUGGUCAAACAAGAAAAUGUUUCAAAAAAUUUUCCCACCAUUAAUUUUUCCCAUAGGGGAUUUUAGAAACACUUAAAAUAAGGGCUGUGUUUCAUGUAGGCUUACCCUGGCAUGACGUUUUGAUAACCGUGUAAAUCUCUCUAGGACAAGGUGACUUUUAUCAAUACCUGUAUUUACCCCCCCCCCCCAAAUGAAAUGCUAAUUAGCUGAUAAUGUGGCUAUCAUAAAGAACUACAAAUGCCAUGAUGAUCUGGGCAAGACUGCCGAAUUGAGGCAAAGGUAAGAAUCUCUAGAUUAAUUCAUGUUAGCUACAUUUUGUAAUGAAUAAAUUGCCAACAUUUCUUUAAAUUGACAAUUCUGUGAACUGUCUUGUGCAAGUUUUAAAUGGACACUACCUGUUAGCAAAGGCGUCAGCUAGAGAUGACGUGCAGGGAUUUGUAGUCUUGCAUGAUGUCUACUUUGAUGCUAAUUAGCAUUUUCGAAUCUGAGAGUAAUUGGAGGUGAAUAUAUUGAUAAAAGACACCUUGUCCGAGAGAGAUUUACAUGGUUAUCAAAACGUCAUGCCAUGGUAAGGCUACAUGAAACACAGCCCUUAUUUUAAGUGUUUCUAAAAUUCCCUAUGGGAAAAAUGAAUGGCGGAAAAACGAUUGGAUCCAUUUUCCUGUUUGACCACUAAGUUUUAUGGGUAUUAUGACACCUCCACUGUGGGGCUCUAUACAGGUAACUGCCAAAAUAAAGGAAACACUAACAUAAAGUGUCUUAAUAGGGUGUUAGGGCACCAUGAGCCACCAGAACAGCUUCAUGCGCCUUAGCAUAGAUUCUACAAGUGGCUAUAACUCUUAUUGGAGGGAUGCGAAGCCAUUCUUGAACAGGAAAUUCCAUCAUUUGGUGUUUUGUUGAUGGAAAACGCUGUCUCAGCCACCGCUCCAGAACCUCCCAUAAGUGUUCGAUUGGGUUGAGAUCUGGUGACUGAGACAUACACACCCUUUAAACCCCCUCUGCUACUUUGAGACUCCUCUUUCAAAGUCACUGAGAUCUUUUCUUCUAGCCAUGGUAGCCAAAAUAAUGGGCAACUGGGCAUUUUUAUACAUGACCCUAAGCAUGAUGGGAUGUUUUAAUUGCUUAAUUAACUCAGGAACCACACCUGUGUGGAAGCACCUGCUUUCAAUAUACUUUGUAUCCCUCAUUUACUCCUGUGUUUCCUUUAUUUUGGCAGUUACCUGUAGGUUCUUCCACUUACACGUAUUUAAUGUGGCAUGGCUCACGUUUCCCAUUGACCUCUGAGUGAAGCACUCGUCUGUGCUGUGUACCAUAGAUGGCAGUGCUAGCUGUCAUGUGUUACAUAGCGGUUUUCACAUUACACAGUCCUUAGAGGAACUACCAGUAGGAUAGCAACUGUUAUUAUUACUUUGUUGCAAAAGUAAGUACACUGAACAAAAAUACAAACGCAACGUGUAAAGUGUUGAUCCCAUUUUUCAUGACCUGAAAUAAAAUAUCCCAGAAAUGUUCCAUUUCAAAAAGCGUAUUUCUCUCAAAUGUUGUGCACAAAUUUGUUUACAUCCCUGUUAGUGAGCAUUUCACCUUUGCCAAGAUAAUCCAUCCACCUGACAGCUGUGGCAUAUCAAGAAGCUGAUUAAACAGCAUGAUCAUUACACAGGUGCACCUUGUGCUGGGGACAAUAAAAGGCCACUAUAAAAUGUGCAGUUUUGUCACACAACACAAUGCUACGCGCAGCUGGCAUGCUGACUGCAGGAAUGUCCACCAGAGCUGUUGCCAGAUAAUUUAAUGUUCAUUUCUCUACCAUAAGUCGCCUCCAACGUUGUUUUAGAGAAUUUGGCAGUACGUCCAACCAGCCUCACAACCGCAGAUCACGUGUAACCAUGCCAGCCCAGGACCUCCACAUCUGGCUUCUUCACCUGGGGGAUCGUUUGAGACCAGCCACCCGGACAGCUGAUGAAACUGUGGGUUUGCACAACCAAAGGAUUUUUGCACAAACUGUUAGAAACCGUCUCAGGGAAGCUCAUCUACGUGCUCGUCGUCCUCACCAGGGUCUUGACCUGACUGCAGUUCGGCCUCGUAACCGACAUCAGUGGGAAAAUCCUCACCUUCGAUGGCCACUGGCACACUGGAGAAGUGUGCUCUUCACGGAUGAAUCCCGGUUUCAACUGUACUGGGCAGAUGGCGUGUAUGGUGUCGUGUGGGCGAGUAGUUUGCUGAUGUCAACGUUGUGAACAGAGUGCCCCAUGGUGUGGUUAUGGUAUGGGCAGGUAUAAGCUACGAACAACAAACACAAUUGCAUUUGAUCAAUGGCAAUUUGAAUGCACAGAGAUACCGUGACAAGAUCCUAAGGCCCAUUGUUGUACCAUUAAUCUGCCGCCAUCACCUCAUGUAAUAAUGCACAGCCCCAUGUCGCAAGGAUCUGUACACAAUUCCCAGAAGGUGAAAAUGUCCCAGUUCUUCCAUGGCCUGCAUACUCACCAGACAUGUCACCCAUUGAGCAUGUUUGGGAUGCUCUGGAUUGACAUGUAUGGCAAGAGUGUUCCAGUUCCUGCCAAUAUCCAGCAACUUUGGACAGCCAUUGAAGAGGAGUGGGACAACAUUCCACAGGCCACAAUCAACAGCAUGAUCAACUCUAUGCGAUGUAGAUGUAUUGCGCUGCAUGAAGCAAAUGGUGGUCACACCAGAUACUGACUGGUUUUCUGAUCCUCGCACCUACCUUUUUUUUUUUUAGGUAUCUGUGACCAACAGAUGCAUAUCUGUAUUCCCAGGCAUGUGAAAUCCAUAGAUUAGGGCCUAAUGAAUUUAUUUCAAUUGACUGAUUUCCUUAUAUGAACUGUAACUCAGUCAAAUCUUUGAAAUUGUUGCAUGUUGCGUUUAUAUUUUUGUUCAGUGUAGUUGGAGUACAAUACAACUGGCGAAACCUACACACCCGAUGCGAGGUAACCACUUAAGUUAUUUUAAGUUAUAAGUUAGUUUUUCCCUUUUGUGAACAAUGUAGUUUCCUUGCAGCAUUGCCUAGGGUCUAUAUAAUGUGCUGUGAAAGUUGUUGAUCCUCAUUCAGUCUGUACUGUGUGCUUUGUGUGUGGUCUCCCUCCAGCCCAGGCUGUAUGUACAGGUGAGGAGCCGUGCUCUGGGCUCACUGCUAACCUCUGAGAGUGACCAGGACGACUCGUCCCCAGCCAGAGUGACCCUGUCCCCGGCCUGCUCUCUGGACACCCAGCGCUGGCUCUUCACUGGAGGACUGCUCCGCUGCAAGGUGAGUGAGUGAGUGAAUGUGUGUGCAUGCAUGCAUGCAGUGGAAGUGGUGUACUAGAGGGUGUGACAACCAUAUGUGUGUAUGCAUGAGGGGAGUGAAAGAGGUAAAGUCUCAACAUUUACGCAAAACUAGAAUGGGAAUAUUCUGGGAAAUAUGCAAUCCUCUUCCCUAUGGUAUGCUAUGGUAAGUAUCUGUGCAUGUGUGUGUGUGUGUGUAUUAUGCAGUAUCUGUGUGAAAUACUGACAAGGUGUGUGUUGCCUGUAGGCCAGUAAGGCAUGUCUUUCAGUGAUCGGGGGGAAGGCCACAGUGGGGGCCAGAGUGGCCCUGUGGCCGGAACAUGGACGCACACACCAAAGAUGGAGCCUGAACCACAACGGAACCAUCUCUUCCCAUCUCAACCACAAACUAGUACUGGACUUGAGAGGUGAGACCAUAAGAGUUCCACUAUAAUGUAUGGUCUUUGAUAAACACAGAGGAGCCUACUGUAAUAGUGGAGAGCUGACAGAUCAGACAGGUUUCUGUUGUGUAUUGCUGCUGAAACUCAACUACCGUAUGCUAUACUUAGUGGAGGAUCUAUUUUGAGAUCAUAACAACCAUAUUUGCAGAGCCGUCUCAGAAAAGAGGUAGAAAUUGUAUUGGUAUAGAAUUGGUUAUUCCCAGAACCAGGAAAUGCUGUAUUUCCAGUUAUACAAAUACCAAUCAUUAGGGGAAAAAAGCAAGGACGUAACUUAUUUUCAGUUGUCUCCAAGACACAGUAGAAGAAAGAUUGUUGCCUAAAAGGAACCAUUUGUGAAAUGUCUUUCAGGUGGAACAGGUUUUGAGAGGGACCACCUGGUCGUCAAUGAAUUUGCCACUGAUCAGGCCACACAGUUCUGGGACAUAGAAUAAUAUUUCAAAGACUCAUAAAAAGUCCGGCCAAAGCCCUGCAGUGUCCCAGUGCAGUAUGGGAGAUGUAGUGUUUGUUUCUAUCCUGGGAGAGCACUUCUCCCAGCCAUCUGGCCCACGUGUCCAUGACGACAGAGCAAGAAGCAUUGUGUUCAUUUCCUGUCUUUUUCUGUUUGAUCUCAAGACCCAGAAACCAUUGCAGCAGAGCUGA
Molecule: messenger RNA, 34967 nt
Organism: Coregonus sp. 'balchen'
Lineage: Eukaryota; Metazoa; Chordata; Actinopteri; Salmoniformes; Salmonidae
Source: the annotation of a GenBank genome assembly